Molecule: messenger RNA, 402 nt
Organism: Papaver somniferum (opium poppy)
Lineage: Eukaryota; Viridiplantae; Streptophyta; Magnoliopsida; Ranunculales; Papaveraceae
Exons: 1
Coding region: 1-402 (133 amino acids)
Molecular function (GO): RNA-DNA hybrid ribonuclease activity; nucleic acid binding
Source: RefSeq, a predicted model, not a curated record
AUGUUAUACUACGCGAUAAAUAGAUGGCAACCUCCUCUUAUAGAGAAAAUCAAGAUAAACUUAGAUGUGACGGUUGGGUCUAAGGGAUGCGGUUGUGCUGCAGUUGCUAGAGAUAGUAAUUCUGAUUAUCAAGGUGGCAAGUCAAAAGAAUUGGAGUUCAACAGUCCUAGUGAAGCUGAAGCUAAUGGAGCUCUGAUUGUCAUAGGCCUGGCGAUAAGUAAAGGUUUCAGAAAUAUCAUCCUUGAAGGUGACUCCUUAACUGUCAUUAACAGUUUGAGAUAUAAAAAUUCAGAUCCCCCAUGGCGUAUUAGGAACAAAAUCAACAAUAUUGGGGAUAAGAUCUCAAGUUUUAACUCAGUUGAGUUCAGUAUUGUCAAAAAAGACGCCAAUGUGUUGGCUUAA